This is a messenger RNA of Zophobas morio, 1856 nucleotides long. RefSeq lists its product as uncharacterized. Bases 709 to 1797 code for a protein of 362 amino acids. Gene Ontology annotation, biological process: DNA integration; DNA recombination. The transcript is spliced from 6 exons. NCBI's taxonomy places the organism in Eukaryota, Metazoa, Arthropoda, Insecta, Coleoptera, Tenebrionidae. Gene Ontology annotation, molecular function: DNA binding. The record is from RefSeq and is a predicted model, not a curated record.
GGGUCUCUUCCUCUAGAAUAUAAAGGAAAAUCGCUAGGGGAUAUCAAUUUUGAUUCAAAUUUAGAAUGUGCCAUGGAAAGUGAUAAUGAAGAAGAUGGUGGCGCACUUACUUCAAAUGUAGUCGUUCAUGAACGAUGUGUGCCAGAUGAAGUAAAAGCCAACUCAUCUCAAAAUAAUACUCUUGUUUUUAAUAGGUCCACAUAUGAAAAUGUUGAUACUUAUGAAAAUGAAGAAUAUGAAGAGAAUCGAGAAAUGUUUGUAAAGAAACCCACUAAAAGAACAGUUUGGUCUAAGGAAGAAAUAGCAGCUAUAAGAAGCAAUUUUAAUUCAUUCAUAAAAAAGAAAAUUUAUCCAUCAGGGGAAACAUUAAAGGAAUUUUUAAAAAUAGAAACAUAGAACUGUAGCCAUGUUAAAAUCAAAACUUCAGCAUUUGAUGAAGAAGUCACAAUUAUAAUUUUUUCUACGAUCACCACUGCAAAUCGUUAAGAUCACACAACUCGCUAAUCAUGUAUGCGUGUCCUUACGCACAGCGUGCGUAAGAAAAGCAGAUCGCACAGUUAGGGAUUUUUCGAUUUAUUCAAUUUAGGUUGGUAGUGAAAAUGACAAGACGGACAGGCAAAUACAAAAUUGUGAAGCACUGUCAGCGUUACUGUUAAUAAAAGAGGCAUAAUCAAAGAAUUUUAAAAGAAGAAAACGAACAAGCCGAAAAUGUCUAGCGAUAGUGAUAAAUUAAUGUGCACGCCGCCGGAGAUAAUUGAAAAGGCCAAAACGGCUAUCGACAAUCUUUUGCCCACAAAGUCGCGUGAAAGAUAUGAAAUCGUCUAUCAAAAAUUUAUGAAAUGGAAAAUAAAAAAUAAAGUAAAUUCGUUGUCAGAAAACGUAAUGUUGGCAUAUUUUGAAGAGUUGUCAACUACAAUGAAACCAUCUUCUCUUUGGCCGAUAUAUUCAAUGUUAAGGGCUACAAUAAACAUAAAACAUGACAAAAUCAACAUUGCCACUUAUCCUAAAUUAAUAGCUCUACUAAAAAGAAAAGCAGAUGGCUUUAAGAGCAAAAAGUCAAAAACUUUAACAAGCAAAAAUAUAAAUGAUUUUUUACAAAAUGCUCCAGAUACGCAAUAUCUAUUUAUGAAGGUUGUUCUUAUCAUUGCGGUUAGUGGUGCAUGCAGAAAACAGGAGUUGCGAAAUAUUAAACCUGAACAUGUGCAAGAUACUGGAGAAUCAUUAAUUAUCACCAUUCCUGAUUCAAAAACAAAAACUCAACGUUCUUUUGUUGUACCUAAAACUUUUUAUUCAACUUGUAAGAAGUAUAUGAACCUACGUCCUUCAGGAGAUGAUACAAAAUCACUACCUUUUCUUUUAAAUUACAUAAACCAAAAAUGCACCCAGCAGUGUGUCGGCAUAAAUAAGAUUGGUAGUGUACCAAAAAAUAUAGCAGAAUAUCUUGGUUUACCAGAUCCAAAACAAUACACUGGUCAUUGUUUCAGGCGAUCGUCUGCCACCAUCCUAGUUGAUGCUGGCGGUGAUUUGCUAGCAUUAAAAAGGCAUGGUGGAUGGCGGUCGUCGUCGGUAGCUGAAGGCUAUGUAGAUAAUUCAGUGAAAAAUAAAACCGACAAUUCACUAAAAAUCGCAUCUGCGAUAAACAACAGUCCUACUACAUCAAAUAAUCAUGUCACUAUUUCAGAACAUAAUGUGACUGCAUCCUGUAGUCAGAGUACAAGUAGCCACAAAACUAAUACUACCGACCAUUCCCUUGUGCUUAACAACUGUGCAAUGACAAUAAACAAUUACUACAAAUAAUUACAAUAUCUAAUAAAACUAAAAUGUUAAUGUUCAUGAAUAAAAUGAAAAUUUUUUUC